UCCAGGUGAAAUAUACGUAAUAUUACAAUUAAGUUGAUAUGAAACUAUACGAAUAGUAACUAAAAUAGUUCAUUUGUAGUAACAGGUCUCCAUGUUUGCAGUUUUUUUGAGCUUUGCAAACGACAAAUGACAUCCUUGCUGGUCAAGAUUUCGUUUUAUACUGAUUGACAAUCAAAUAUUUAUUUCACUUUCUUUCUUAGAAACACUUUUCAGUUGAAGAAGUAAGAAGUUCAUCGAAAUCUUCAGCAAUUGAACAUCUGUUAUAAUAAAAAAAAAAUUAUAUAUGAUUUAUUUAUGCCGAGAAAAAAUAUUCGUAACUACGAAGAUUUGACUCCAAAAUGUCAAGGUGAAAAAAUGAAAUUCAAGAAUUUCGAAAAGUGACUAAAGAAUAGGAAUAUUCUGUUUGAGUGAAAGUGCAAUCGAAAUGAACUACAUAGUGUUUUUGUGAAAUUUAUUUUGUUCUUUCAGAAUUAAAUAUUGAUAAAACCAUAAACAUAUGCGAGAUUUUUGUACAGGUGCAUAUUCAAAUUACGAAAUAGAGAAAAGUAUUUUUAAUAUUAUGGACCAUUCGAUGUAUAUGCGGUAUUCUCCCUCCAAUGGAGUACCGCAGGAAUCAAAAUUGGCAAAUUAUAUGACUUCUCACGCCGAUGAAUUGGCUUUGCGUCAAAGCUUCUCAUCCAAGCUUAAUUUAGGACCAUCAGGAACACCCAAAAAAAGUUUAGUUCAUAAUUCUGAAUUUAUUCCAAAGACUUCCAGUACAUCACCCUCGUCGAGUUUAUAUUUGUCGUAUGGCUCGAAUGAUAAUUCUCAUCUUAGUUUCUCAAGUGCAGUAGAGGACAUUGAACAUAUUUCUUCCCAUGUUACACCUGAAUCUUCUUCACCUCCCAAUCCAGUUAAUUCUUCAAUGGAUCUUUUGGAGAAAAGUGGCAGUAGCAUACCUUACCAAGAAAAUGUGGGAGGAACUACCUAUUUUUACCAUUCUGCUGACCCGCCACCAUUAGCAAAUGAUAGUAUUGUUAGUAAUGUUAUAAACUCCGAGUACAAAGUGUACCCAGGUACACCAAGUCAUGUAGAUACUCUCAAAAGGAAAGAAGACCACUCGUUUUUCGUAUCUGAGAACAUUAGGGCGGAAAUUCUUAGUCAAAAUAUGCUGACCUUGAUGUUGUCAGAUCCUCAAGUUACUGACCUUCCUCAAGAAAUCGACAGCUAUCAUGAGCUUUGUCCUUUAGAACCUAUUUCGAAUACUUCAGUUCACAAAGGUUACCAGACAUCAAUGUACAAAGCGACUCACACAAAAACUGGUGUACACUACUGCCUACGAAGGAUCCACGGUUUCCGUCUUCAACACACCAAAUCCAUGAUGUACGUCGACAUCUGGAAGAAACUGAUGCAUUCCAACAUCGUCCAGCUCAAAGAGGUCUUCACCACCAAGGCUUUCGGAGACAACUCCCUCAUCUUCGUCUACGACUUCCAUCCUGGCUCGGAAACCCUCCUGAACAAGCACUUCUCGACAGACCAGAACCACGAAUACUGCGAUCCCUUCCUAGUGGACAACUCCGCCCCAAGGCCCUACAGCCACCAGAAGAACGAACUACUCCGGUAUCAGGCCAACAACAAGCUUCCGGAGCCGCUCAUCUGGAACUACAUAAUACAGCUCACCUCCGCUUUGAGGGUCAUCCAUUCCAACAAUUUGGCUUGCAGAAGUCUUGAUCCCACCAAGAUCAUCCUGACCUCGAAGAACCGACUGAGGCUGAGCUGUCUGGGGGUGAUGGAUGUGAUCUGCUUCGAUCCCAAUAGCAUCAACCAGCUGGUGCUGAUGCAGCAUUAUCAGCAAGAGGACCUGAUGGCAUUGGGCAAGUUGGUGUUGGCUUUGGCCUGCAAGUCGACGACGGCUGUUCAGAGGGAGAACAUAUCGAUGGCCUUGGACAUUGUAGGAAGGUCCUACACCCCGGACUUGAGGAACCUCAUAAUGUACCUGCUGUCCUCUCAACCGCCCAGGAGAAGCGUUACUGAUUUGAUGCCAAUGAUUGGAGCCAGGUUCUACACACAGUUGGAUAACCUCCAGAACAACAUGGAAGUUUUGCAGAACGAGCUAUCCAAAGAGAUAGAAAACGGCCGACUGUUCAGAUUGUUGAGCAAGUUGUCCACGAUAAACGAAAGACCCGAGCUGAACCUGGAUGCAGCUUGGUCUGAAACUGGGGACAGGUACAUGCUCAAACUGUUCAGAGACUAUGUAUUCCAUCAAGUGACUGAGGAAGGUCGACCUUGGAUUGACAUGGCCCACAUCGUACAGUGUCUGAACAAACUGGACGCCGGUGUUCCCGAAAAGGUAUGUCUGAUGUCCAGAGACGAACAGAGCAUACUGGUAGUCUCGUACUCAGAACUGAAACGGUGCCUGGACCAGUCGUUUGAAGAAAUCGCGAACGCAGCCCUGAUCGAUGACUGUGCUGAGAACAAGAUGUAGGACGAGGAAAUCGAUUGCUGAGAAUCAUUCCUGCCGAAUGUCUGAAUUGAGUUUGAUGAAAGCGUGAUACUUAAAUUAUUGCAACAAUAAUUAUUUUUCUUCGACGGAAGAGGACAAAUUCUAACAAUGUAAGAUGUACAUUUCCAAGAAUCCAUGAUACUCAUAUGGGGAAGCUCAAUUUUCUCAUUCAAAUCCGGCGGUGCUCAGUACGUUGUCAAUAAAAAUAGUAUUUUUAAGUACGUUGCGCAAAAGAGAGGUUGUAUUUUUUUGUAUGGUUAGUGCUCCCAAUUUUGAUUCUAUAUUCGAUUUCUAUUAAUUUUAGGUCGGCGAAUAUUAUUCGAUGGAUAAUUUCCCAGUGAUUGAUUUAUUUGGAUCUUGAAACUUUUAUUUUAUCAUUAUUUACUGUGAAUUGGAGUCUUUCAAAUAAAUAUAUGUAUAUUUUACA
This is a messenger RNA of Harmonia axyridis, 2909 nucleotides long. RefSeq names its product PAN2-PAN3 deadenylation complex subunit pan3 (gene PAN3). Bases 497 to 2464 code for a protein of 655 amino acids. Gene Ontology annotation, cellular component: P-body; PAN complex. The record is from RefSeq and is a predicted model, not a curated record. The transcript is spliced from 6 exons. Lineage: Eukaryota; Metazoa; Arthropoda; Insecta; Coleoptera; Coccinellidae. Gene Ontology annotation, molecular function: ATP binding; protein kinase activity; poly(A) binding. Gene Ontology annotation, biological process: nuclear-transcribed mRNA poly(A) tail shortening; mRNA processing; protein phosphorylation.